Blepharisma stoltei is the source of this 618-nucleotide messenger RNA. The record is from the annotation of a GenBank genome assembly. Lineage: Eukaryota; Ciliophora; Heterotrichea; Heterotrichida; Blepharismidae.
AUGGCAAGUCUCAACUUUCAGAUGAGCUUAGAUAACGAAGCUCCCAAAGCUUCUUCUCAAGGCCAAUUCCAGCCAGCCCAGCCUCAAGAAGCAGGAGGUCUUUCAGGCCUUCUCAAGCGUUCAUCUCACCCAAUCGCAAUCAUUUUCCACUAUCUUUUCAAAUCUCUUGCACUUUUAUGCUUUUUCUUCCUCAAUAUUUUCUCAAACGCUACAAUAACCUUUAUCAUCGUCGUGAUUUUCUCUGCCUUUGAUUUCUGGACUGUGCAAAAUAUCACUGGUCGGCUUCUUGUAGGGCUCCGAUGGAGAAACAGAAUAAAUGAAGACGGCUCAGAAGAAUGGAUUUUUGAAAGCUUAAAUGAUAAAUCCCAAUCAAAUAAAAUCGACGUUUAUGCAUUUUGGCUUGGACUUGUGGCAGCUCCGUUGACUUGGUCUAUUUUAUUGCUCGCAUAUCUAUUGACUUUUGACUUCUUUUGGAGCAUGGUUGCCUUGAUUUGCUUGGUACUUACUGGAAUUAACAUGGUUGGGUAUUAUAAAUGCAAUAAAGACAGCAAACAAAAACUCUCAGGGAUGUUAAAGCAAGGCGCUUUUAUGGCAGCAAGCCAAGCUCUUAAGGUUUAG